UGUGCUGUUAAGAGUGAGAAAUCCACCAUUCUUGCAAUUUACUCUGCUUGGAAGGAAGCGAAUCUCAGUGACAAGUCGUAAGUUGUAGAAACAGCUGAAAAUGGAUUCGGAGAAGAAAGAUGAUGGGGGAAAGGAUUGCAACAGUGGAGGCAGCAGUUGCUUAGAGCCUCAGAACAAGAGCCAGAGCAAUAACUCCUCAGAGUGCCUCCCUGAAGAUGUCAUGUUUAAUAUCCUGACUAGACUCCCUGCUCAGUGGCUCCAUAGCAGUGCGAGGCUUACUUGCAAAUCUUGGGCUGCUAUGAUCCGCAGGUCUGAUUUUGUUGAGACACACCUCCUCCGUGCAAAACCUGGAAUUUUCCUCCAGAGCACGAGGCCUCCAUAUGGUGCCCAUUUCUUGGAGGUCAAGGGCAAUGGAGAAUAUGGUGUCACGGCUUUAAGCCCUCAAUUCCCUGGACAAUAUUUGAACAGUUGUGAUGGAUUGAUACUGUUUUACCAAAAAGCCAGAGGAGAUCUUCAUGUUGUAAACCCUGUUACCAUGCAGACUCUUAAAUGUUCCUAAAUUACUUGGUCCU
Molecule: messenger RNA, 572 nt
Organism: Neltuma alba
Lineage: Eukaryota; Viridiplantae; Streptophyta; Magnoliopsida; Fabales; Fabaceae
Exons: 2
Coding region: 101-559 (152 amino acids)
Molecular function (GO): protein binding
Source: RefSeq, a predicted model, not a curated record